AAAAGGGGAGCAUUUUCAUUGUUCAAUAUGAACACAUCGUAUUCCAAUAUUGUCUAGGGUUCAAUCUCUGUUCUGUUAUGAUCACCUAGACAAUAUAAUAAUGUAUAAUACUAUAAUAAUGUAUGAUCAUAUGAUGACUUACAAUACAAGGUAAAACAAGUAAGUAAGGUUUCGCUUGUGGCAGUUGACGUUGACACCGACACGUUACUUGGGAAAAAUGGCGUGUGUUGAUACGUGUACACCUCUGAAGAUAUUGUUAUUUUUAUAUAUUAUUCAAAUAUGCCUACACUUAAAUCAAACUCAAACAGUACCCUGGUACGAAAAUUUACCUGCGGUGGCGAUGGAUUAUAAAGUGCAUAUAGAUGCUGGGAAAGAAGAUUGUUAUUACCAAUAUGUUCAACCUGGCGCUACAUUUUAUGUUAGUUUUCAAGUCCUUAGAGGUGGAGAUGGUAUGGCAGGCUUUGCAGUUCGCCAUCCAAGUGGCCAAAUAGUUCAUCCUUAUCAAUGGCAGGCUAAUUCUGAUUAUAAUGAUCAGAAAUCAACUGGUGGUUAUUAUUCUGUAUGCAUAGACAAUCAGUUCUCAAGAUUUGCGAGCAAGCUUGUUAAUUUAUAUAUCACUGUCAUACAGUAUGAUCAGUGGGACAAAUUUACUAAAGAAGUCGAAGAAUUGAAUUUAAAUAUGAAUAAUUUUACAUCCACUAUUAAAACAGUUGAAAGAAAUAUCAAUGAGAUGUUGCAGUAUCAGUAUUACAGUCGGGGUAGGGAAGCAAGAGAUUACAAUAUAUUAGAAGCAAAUAAUUCUUAUGUUAUGAACUGGUCAAUUGCCCAAAUACUUGUUAUUGCAUUUACUACUUAUGUUCAGGUGUAUUUUGUCAGAAGAUUGUUUGAUGUAAAAAGUGGAACCAGUGGGACAAAAUCUAGGAUUUGAAUGAUUAAAAUUACUAAUUUUUAUAUACAGUGGGAAUGAGGGUUUGUA
Ctenocephalides felis (cat flea) is the source of this 976-nucleotide messenger RNA. RefSeq names its product transmembrane emp24 domain-containing protein A (gene loj). The record is from RefSeq and is a predicted model, not a curated record. The transcript has 4 exons. Gene Ontology annotation, cellular component: Golgi apparatus; endoplasmic reticulum-Golgi intermediate compartment; COPII-coated ER to Golgi transport vesicle. Gene Ontology annotation, biological process: intracellular protein transport; Golgi organization; endoplasmic reticulum to Golgi vesicle-mediated transport. Lineage: Eukaryota; Metazoa; Arthropoda; Insecta; Siphonaptera; Pulicidae. The coding region runs from base 218 to 928 and encodes 236 amino acids.